Molecule: messenger RNA, 1022 nt
Organism: Camelus dromedarius (Arabian camel)
Lineage: Eukaryota; Metazoa; Chordata; Mammalia; Artiodactyla; Camelidae
Product: NADH-cytochrome b5 reductase 2
Exons: 9
Coding region: 105-1022 (305 amino acids)
Molecular function (GO): FAD binding; oxidoreductase activity
Source: RefSeq, a predicted model, not a curated record
CCACGCGCGCCACGCGCCUGCGCCCGUGCUGGGCGCGGAUUCCGGCCUAGCGCGUCCGCGGCGUCGGCCCAGCCCGGCCUAGCAGCCAGCGCCACUUCGACGACAUGUUCGGCGUCUCGUUCCGGGACCCGUCCCUGCUCCUCGCCAUUACUGUUAUUGGGGUCACUGUGCUCCUGUUGGCCCUGAAGAACAUGAACUUCAAGAGGAGACAUCCCAUCACCUUACAGGACCCUGAAACCAAGUACCCUCUGCCCUUGAUUGAGAAAGAGCAAAUCAGUCACAACACCCGGAGGUUCCGCUUUGGACUGCCAUCACCAGACCAUGCCUUAGGGCUUCCUGUAGGUAACUAUGUUCAUCUCUUGGCCAAAAUUGAUGAUGUUUUGGUGAUCAGGGCUUAUACGCCUGUGUCCAGUGAUGAUGAUCUUGGCUUUGUGGACUUAAUCAUAAAGAUCUACUUCAAAAAUGUACACCCUAAUCAUCCAGAAGGGGGGAAGAUGACUCAGUACUUGGAGAACAUGAAAAUUGGGGACACCAUCCUUUUUCGAGGGCCAUCUGGGCGCCUUUUCUAUCAGGGGUCAGGGAAGUUUGCCAUCAAGCCGUACAAAAUGAGUGAGCCUGAAAAUAAACUGGUCCAUCACCUGGGAAUGAUUGCUGGGGGCACAGGGAUCACGCCCAUGCUGCAGCUCAUCCGCUGCAUCACCAAGAAGCCCAGUGACAGGACCAGGAUGUCCCUCAUCUUUGCCAACCAGACAGAGGAGGAUAUCUUGAUGAGAAAAGAGCUUGAAGAAGUUGCCAGAACCCAUCCAAAGCAGUUCAAACUGUGGUACACCCUGGACAGGCCUCCUGUUGGCUGGAAGUACAGCUCAGGCUUCAUUACCGAGGAUAUGAUCAAAGAGCACCUCCCGCCUCCUGGGAGGUCCACAUUCAUCCUGGUAUGUGGCCCACUAGCCCUGAUCCAGACAGCUGCACACCCAAACCUGGAGAAACUGGGUUACACCAAGGAUAUGAUUUUCACCUACUAA